UUCACUUCUUUGAACAGAGGGACUUCGCGGGGGAUUCUUGAAAAUAGAUUAGCUUCACACAGACGUCCUCUAAGUGUCACAGUACUUACAGGUGUAAACUCAGAUCUAAUCACCAUGGCUUCACCUGUAGAUGUCCCUCGCCACCGUCAGUGUCUCAUCUGUAAGAACCUGUUUGAAGAUCUGGUCACCAAUGGCUGUGGACACAGCUCUAGUCAGCGCUGUAUGAACCAGCACAUAAGCAUGAGAAAUCAAGAAUGCCCCAUGUGUCAGGAGCCUGUGUACACCAAAAGCAGCGUGAACGCUGCUCUCGAAACCAUUCUUCAAGAGUUUGUCCAGGUGCAGAAGGCCGACCGAAGUCUCUAUACCAGGGAGACAGGUGAGAUCCCCUGCGACAUCUGUGAGGAAAACCUGCCACUAAGAGCUGUGAAGUCCUGCUUGACCUGUUUGCUCUCGUACUGUGAGCGGCAUCUGAAGCGCCAUCAGUCUUUGAGGAGGCACAGGGGUCAUAAACUGGUAAGUCCGGUGGAGAGACUGGACGAGAAAGCGUGUCGUGUCCAUGGCAGACCUCUGGAGCUCUACUGCAAACGGGAAAAGCGUUUGAUCUGCAGCUUAUGUGUGAAGACCGGGGAAGAUGUUGUAUUUAUCGAGACAGAGAGAGAGCUGAAAGAGGCCGAAAAGCAAAAUACUGUUAAAGGAUUGGAAACCAUGACAAACCAGGCUCAGAUAGACAGAGAGCAGAGGGAAAUAAAGAAGGUAUUUGCUGAAGUGAUGGAUGUUGUGAGGAGAGCUGAGGAGGAGCUGCUCUCUCCUCUAGAGGAAGGAAGAAAAUUUCUUGAGAAGAAGAUGGCUGAGAAAAAUCAUCAGAUAGAAAAGUCAAACCCUCCUGUACUUGCUGAAUUCAAAGAUGAUUGGACAGUUUCUAUUGACACUGAACUGAAGUUUGGCUCCAUGAGAAAUAUAAACUCAUCUGCUUUGGCGUCCAUUGCGACUCAGCUAGAGAAUCUGUGCUCUUUUGUGGAUGUGAUUCUGGAUGAAGAAACGGCACAUCUGAGUCUGGAAGUGUCUCCGGAUGGCAAAAUCGUGAGUGGUCCCGGACAAUUCUGUCUGGUGGGUGGAAUCCUGGGAAAGCUUCAGAUUACAUCUGGAAGAGCAUUCUGGGUAGUUGAGGUGGGGAAGAAACCAAGUUGGGAACUGGGUGUAGUGAGUGAAAAUGCCAAUAGGAGAAGGAAUGUCUCAUACAAGCCUAAAGAGGGUUACUGGGCCAUCGUGCUCUGCGAUUCAAACCUGUAUGGAGCUUUUGAAGAUCCUCCUCUUCAGCUUCAUCUCUCCACCAAACCCCAGAAGGUGGGAGUGUUUGUCGACUAUGAGGAUGCUCUCGUCUCCUUCUAUAAUAUGGACAAUCUGUCACAUAUUUACUCUUUCACUCAGUGCGACUUUAAUGAAACCCUCCGUCCAUAUUUUAACCCUCUUCCCAAAAAAGAUGGUAACGAUUCUCAUCCAAUGACCAUAUGCUCUGUCAACCCAGAUGACAUCUUAUUUAGAAGCUGUACUGUGUGCAGUUAAACAUUACAACACACAUGCACACAUACACACAAACAGACACGCUAACAAACGCACGCAGAAAAAAAGAGACCAUUUCAGAGAUAAUUUUUAAAUGAAAUAAUUAAAUGUAGAUGUAUGUGUUUAGGUAAAAUUAUCAUUUG
This is a messenger RNA of Triplophysa dalaica, 1703 nucleotides long. RefSeq names its product E3 ubiquitin-protein ligase TRIM38-like. The transcript has 7 exons. Gene Ontology annotation, molecular function: metal ion binding; protein binding. The record is from RefSeq and is a predicted model, not a curated record. Lineage: Eukaryota; Metazoa; Chordata; Actinopteri; Cypriniformes; Nemacheilidae. Bases 115 to 1563 code for a protein of 482 amino acids.